Messenger RNA from Glarea lozoyensis ATCC 20868, 1077 nucleotides. Its product is annotated as HCP-like protein. Gene Ontology annotation, molecular function: protein binding. The transcript has 2 exons. Bases 1 to 1077 code for a protein of 358 amino acids. NCBI's taxonomy places the organism in Eukaryota, Fungi, Ascomycota, Leotiomycetes, Helotiales, Helotiaceae. The record is from RefSeq and is a predicted model, not a curated record.
AUGGCCAAGCGGGGAGCAAUGCCUUCCCCUAAGGUUGUUCGAGCGAGCAAGCAAGCAUACAAUGAAGCUUUUAUACGGAUGAAUCAGCCUCAAGCGAGCAUUGAAAGUUCGCUGCCACCACAAGUAAUGCUCAAUUCGGCCAAAAAGUCCGGAGCGAUAGAUCUUGAUGUGGACAGAGUUUAUGACUUCUUACGCGCAUACCAGCUCGAAUUAAAAACCAAGAGAGCUAGUUGGGAGAGGAAACUAUGUGAAGAACACGGUGUAUCUCUUAUGACAGUAACAAUCCUUGCUGGAAUUCUGAGAAGGUGUCAGACACCAAGCCAACAGAUGCUAGCCAAGAACCUCAUGCUAUCAGCGUCGUCUUUGGGAGAGAAGUCUGCAACGUUUGAACUGAUUCAAUCUGCCAUCAAUACAGGCAACCUAAAUAAAUACCAAGAGCAGCUGCAACGACUAGGUUUGUUAGCAAAAAAAGACCACGAUCCAGAAGCUAUGAUGCUACUGGGUAAAGUCUUACUGAGCCAAGGACAGAAUAAGGAAGCUCUGUUAUGGCUCCAGAAGUCAACGCAACCGCCCACUGGAAAUCUCCAGAUCAACGGAGCUGGAGAUGCGUUAGUCAAUGAAGGAAGGAUAUUAUUACAACUAGGCCAGACGAAAGAAGCAGAAAAUGCUUUCAAAAAAGCCGCAUUAGAACUCGACGAACCAUCCGGAUACUUUUACCUUUCUCAGCUUCAGAAAUCAGGUACCCCGGAUCAAAAAGUAUACCUGUUGAAAGCAGCGUCGUCUGGAAUCUUAGAAGCGUGCCAUAACCUCGGUGCUUUGGAACUGGAAGAAAUCGAAAAGAGAGACCAAAAGCCAACUUCGUUACAGGACUAUGGGAUGGCAAAAGAAUGGUUUGAUGUGGCCGCUGCGGAUGGAUUCGGUCUUAGCAUGCUGAAUCUGGCACUCAUGCAUAAAGCCGUCGGCCACGAAGCGGAGAGCCUGGCGUGGCUGAAAAAGGCACAAAAUUUACCAGAAGUGAAGGAGCAAGCUAUAGAGUUGAGGCAAAAAUGGAGUAAAACCAUCAGUAGUUUGCCUUAA